GUUACACAGUCAGGAAAACAUGUGAACAAGUGUCAACCAUGUUAUUAGACAUUCUCUGACCAUGGUGUCAACAUUGGACUGCAUCGCACCACUUUUUACAGUACUCUACUAGAUAUUCUAUGUCACUGUACACCUACCUAUCAUGGAGCUGACAUGGACUGAUUCCCCUGAUACCAGCAGUGUUUUUUUCACCCGAGAUAUUUAUGACAAAUUCUCUCUCGCACCAAAUAUUAAAGAACUAUGGAGCAUCCUUCACAGUCCAAAGGUAAAGGCAGAGUCGCAAGAAGCAGCUGAAAAAAAUCAAGACUUGCCUCCUGAUCCACCACAACUUGAUAGCGAUGACACUUCAGGUGUUGACAGUGACCAUGACGCGGAUGAAAACCCUCAAGUCAAAAAGAAUGCUGCCAAGAAAAUCUCUGAAGGAGUUUUGGGUGGUAAAGCUGUAGUCUCAGCGCAGAAGUUUCCGGAGCCCAGAAUACCCUAUCCGCGUUUCAGUGCCGUCAGCAAGCACCACCAUUACCAAUACAUAAACUGGUUACGGAACAGGUCUCGCAUGCUCCCACCACAGCAUGUAGUGCAAAAAAUCAGACAGGAGGUAUCAGAGUUCAUGGGGUAUCUGCAGGAGGCCGCCAGAGCCUGUGCAGAGGAUUACAACUACAUUUCCCAGGGUGCAGCCCAAUAUUGUGAGGAGUAUUUGAAAUCCUUUUAUGAUCAUGUGAGGACCUAUCCCCAGUUGUAUGUCCUUCAAGAAACUACCAGUCUUCUGGGGAAUGUGUAUAUGCCAAAUCUGUCAUUAAACACGGAGAAACAACUUCUUGCAAUGGGAAACAUUGAUGUUGGAUUCAAAACGAUUCUGACUAAGGACUCUCAGCUGUCAGUUGAUUACGAUUGUGUAAACUCUGCAAAUCCUCCAUCUAAAAAAGCAAGAGAUGUGCACAAGGCGGUCAGCAGCGACGAGACAGCGGAGAGGCUGAGCAAUAAGUACGAGCCCGACGUGUGUCUGACCAGAGAGACCCUGGUGCAGAUCCUGGACCAGAGUGCCGAGUUCACUGAGGACUGGGAGGUGCCGGUGUGGGUGAAGCUGAACUCUCUGACAGGUAAAAAGACAGUGUACAUUGACCCUCCUCUGCUGAAGAAGGACCUAACUGUGAGAGAGAAGAACCAUCUCUUCCAUGAGGAGAGCAUUAAAUUGGCAUUUAAGAAGAAAGUCCCCAAACCUGUGUUCUUCCUCAUGACCGGCCAACUUAGCCCAGAAAAACAGCGUCAACCCAAGGAGGGCCAGUUGAGGAAGCCCGUGGCAACAGAGAGCACAGACAUGGAAUUUGAGGUGGAUUUCACAGAGCUGGAGUCUUUCGGAGAAUCCACGCCUUUUCUCAAGAAAAAGACAAGCCAAAACACUACAGAGAAAACAGAACCUGUCAGGAAACCCAGCGUGGCCGAGGCCAGAUUGUCUCCCAAAGCCUCUCAGCCUCGCAACUCUCCCCAGAAACUCAGCACCAGUACACAAAGUUCAAAGAAGGACCCCGCUAAAGAAGAUGCAUGCAAAUUGGAGUCCCAGGGGGCUGAUGUGGACUCAUCGUGGACAGACGUUGAGGAUGACCCCGCAGAACAGAGCGAUAGCGCUGUUGUGGACACACAGUCAGAGCAGGGAGACAGGCAUGCAAGCGCAACAGAACAGGAAGAGGAAACCAAGGGGUUCACCACAGCCAAACGAAGCCGCACAGCCUCGGUGUGCUCCGCCGACUCCGACGAAUCCAGGCUCUACAUCGACGACGUGCCUUCCACUGGGUCAGUCAGCGGGUCAGCUAAGAAGCCUGCCCACCCUCCUCCCCCGAGCAGAGCCCCCGCGGCCUCCCACCCCCGCCCAGCCACCCCCCUAUCCCCCCAGGCCGGUGUGCGGGCUAACAGGGUGGUCAAGAGGCCUCGACUGGAGGGGCAGUGCGAUCAGCUGGGCCAGAUCCUCCGCAUGCAGAGCGCCAUGCUCAAACCUCAAACACCCAACACGAGCUCCAGGACUCAGGAGACGAGCCAGCCUGCAGAGCCCAGGCCAGCGGACACCCCCAGCCACAGCCUGGUCAAGUCCUCUGUCACCUCCUUCCUGGAGGGCAAGGAGAGAGAGGACGGUGUCACCCACCCUGGCCCUACUCUCACUGUGCUGCAUCUCAACAACAGUCAGAAAUGCCUGCUCCGUGAGGAUCUGCAGAGCUGUGUGGAGGAUGAGACGGACUUUGAGGCGCCUCAGGAGGGGAACGUGCUCUAUAAGCUGUACAGCCUCCACGACCUGCUGGUGCUGGUCCGCUCGUCCAUCCCGCUGGGCCACAGCAGAACCAGCCCCUCCGGUUCCCACUGCGUUGUGCCCAUAAGUGUGUUGCCCAAGCUGGAGUAUCAGCUGAGUUACGGGGCGGAGUGUGUGACCAGCAGCGAGGCCUGCAGACUGUGGGCGGACACUCUCCUCAACCCCAGCACCGUGUCCUAUAUAGCCCGUAUCAAUGCCCACACAUCAAAGCUGGUGGAACUGCAAGAGCUGCCAUCUGAUUGGAUGCAGAGCAUUUCCUGUGACUUCCACCCAGCCCGAUCCCUCAACAUCCUCCACCACGUAUUGAAAAAGGUCACUGGACUGGCAGAGGGGAGAUACCUGCUGAGCCACAGAUCCUGCAUGCCCCACUUUACCAUCCUGAAGGCCUGUGACGCGGUGGCCUCGGCCCGCAGCCCCUACGACCUGCAGGCGUCCUACAGCCAGACUCCCCCCGCCAGGACCCCCAGCGCUGUCCCCUGGGUACCAGUGGACCCCAACCACCUGCUGCCCUUUCACAAGCACCAUGGCAGGGUCCCAUGCACGUUCCCCCUGCACGAGCCCAGGAACCCACAGCAGGGUCCGGCAAGGCCCAGGCACCCUAACCAGCAGAAACAGUCCAAGCCCCUGUCCAAGGCCCAGAAGAGGAGGAGGAAGAAGCAGGCUGCCAAGCAGAAGAAAGGGAAGCAGGCAGGGAACAGCAAAGCCAAGCAGAGCCCCAACUAAGGAGGAGGAAGACGAAGCAAACCUCAACAGUCAUUGUUUACUUCUCUGUCUCAGCCCUUGCACUUAAAUUGACACGUGUAAAGUGCUGUAUAAAGAAAUAGACUUAGAGAAGGAGAUUGAAGUAUGUGUUUUUUUAUUUAUCAUUUUGUAAAAAGAUACCAUAUGCACUGCAUUUUGAUACAGAUGUCCGUAAUAAUAAAGUAAGUUAUUUUUGGAA
Messenger RNA from Alosa sapidissima (American shad), 3236 nucleotides. RefSeq names its product interactor of little elongator complex ELL subunit 2 (gene ice2). The record is from RefSeq and is a predicted model, not a curated record. Bases 143 to 3019 code for a protein of 958 amino acids. Gene Ontology annotation, cellular component: transcription elongation factor complex. The transcript has 15 exons. NCBI's taxonomy places the organism in Eukaryota, Metazoa, Chordata, Actinopteri, Clupeiformes, Clupeidae. Gene Ontology annotation, biological process: snRNA transcription by RNA polymerase III; positive regulation of transcription by RNA polymerase III; snRNA transcription by RNA polymerase II.